AAGAAAAGAGGUCUGAUUUACUGGAGAGAGUUUAAAUUAACGAAUUUUCAUGUAAUACUAUUACUAAUAGUUUUUAGUCGGAUGUCUCAGUAGCGAUUCCCAGCCGUUAAUGAGAUUUGCAAGUUUUUGCGUCCUGUUGGCCCAGCUGGCAGUAUCUCCAGUCUACUCUGUCCGCAUGUUUGUGAGCUUCGGCCAUUCCCUCACUCUUCCCUGCCAUGGAGCCCCCAGCAGGGAUGUGGAUUGGCGGUUUCAGCAGUAUGAGCUUCCUGAUUGGCUGCAUGUGGCCAAACUCUACACCGGAGCCUUUUCUUCUGGAGACGGCUUCCAGGGACGGGUGGAGUCCUUCCACCUAACAGAGCCGGGAAACUACAGCCUCACCCUUAGUCCUGUGGUGUACAGUGACCUUGGCAUUUACACAUGCCAGUACAAGGAUGAGACUGAGAUCCCUCUUUCAGAUGUGAAACUAGAAAUUAGAGUCCAAUCAAAUGUUUCUGUAGCGAUCGGAAUGUCCGCCAGCCUUCCUUGCUUUGGGAAAAUUAAUACACGAGCACGUGCUGAUGAUCUGGAUAUCCUCUGGAAGAGAGGCAGAGAGAACGUUUACCAGCUCCAUAAGAACACCAUCACAUAUGGGCCCGGGUUCGAGAACAGAGCUUCAGUUUCCCCAGAACAAGCCCUCUAUGGAAACAUGUCUUUAACCAUCAGACAGGCACGGUUUUCAGAUGAAGGCGACUACCAGUGCUUCUACAGCAGUCCAAAAGAGAGUGGGAAUCCAGAUUCUGCCAGUCUCUUUGUUACAGGCCACCCACCCCAGAACCUCACAGUUAAGGCCGGUGGUUUGCUCUCCAUACCGCUCUAUGCCGCAGACCCAGUGAGGGUAACAUUCAGUGCAGGCCUUGGUUCAGAUGAGGUGCUGAUAUUCAAUGCAAAUAAAGGCCCAGCCAGGUAUGGGGAGCGUUGUGCUCAGAGAUGUGAGCUUCUGGCCCAGAACUACACCCUUUUGCUGAAGAGUGUGACACUGGAGGAUGCCGGAGUCUACAAGGUGACCGAUCCCGAGACUAAGAAGACUAUCGGCUCAGUCUCUCUGCACGUCUCAGCCCCUCCUCUCUCUGCUGGAGCAAUGGCUGGGAUAGUGCUGGGAGUGCUGGUGGUGGUGCUGCUGGUGUUGGGGGGCUUUGCUUUCUGGAAGUACCGCAAAGAACAAAAGCGAGCAGAGCCUGUAGUGCGUUACCAAGCAGCCGGUGCUGAAGAUCAGAACAUAUCCAGCAGCAGAGCAGCAGACCCAGCCCGAGACCCAGACCGCUCUCCCUGAACUCCGUCUCCCCGUGUCCGAAUCGGAUCCUUCUCCCACCAGUCCCCAUCUCCUCGUGUCCGAAUCGGAUCCUUCUCCCACCAAUCCUCAUCUCCUCGUGUCCGAAUCGGAUCCUUCUCCCACCAAUCCCCAUCUCCUCAUGUCCGAAUCGGAUCCUUCUGCCAAUGAACAGAGUGGUCAGACCUGAUUGAAAUGCAGGAGAAAAAGUCUUAGAGUGUGGAACUGCUAUGACAAUGUGCUGUACCUGCAGGGGAAUCUGCUGGUAUGAAUUUUAU
Anguilla anguilla (European eel) is the source of this 1584-nucleotide messenger RNA. RefSeq lists its product as uncharacterized. The record is from RefSeq and is a predicted model, not a curated record. The coding region runs from base 110 to 1309 and encodes 399 amino acids. Gene Ontology annotation, biological process: positive regulation of T cell proliferation; cellular response to lipopolysaccharide; negative regulation of T cell proliferation. Gene Ontology annotation, cellular component: external side of plasma membrane. The transcript is spliced from 5 exons. NCBI's taxonomy places the organism in Eukaryota, Metazoa, Chordata, Actinopteri, Anguilliformes, Anguillidae.